This is a messenger RNA of Angiostrongylus costaricensis, 2304 nucleotides long. The record is from the annotation of a GenBank genome assembly. NCBI's taxonomy places the organism in Eukaryota, Metazoa, Nematoda, Chromadorea, Rhabditida, Metastrongylidae.
AUGCCACCUAAACAACAGCCAUCCAAAAAAGCGGAGCAGAAACGCAAGGAAAAAAUAAUCGAGGACAAGACGUUUGGUUUAAAAAACAAGAAAGGAGCGCAGAAUCAGAAAUACGUCCAACAGAUCCAGAACCAAAUCCGCAGCAACAAUGCUCGUGUGGACCAAGCGAAAGCUGCGGAGGCGAAAAGAAAGAAGGAACUGGAUGAUCUGCGAGAUUUGAAUAAGUUGCUGAAACCUGUCGAGCAGAAAGUGCAAAGAGAUGUCGAUCCUAAAUCUGUGCUGUGUGCGUUUUUCAAACAAGACAUGUGUCACAAAGGGGCGAAAUGCAAGUUCAGCCAUGAUUUAGCCGUGGAGCAGAAGACACAGAAGAAGAAUCUGUACGUGGACAGUAGAGACCUGAAGGAGGAGGACGAUAAUAUGGAAAAUUGGGACAACGAAAAAUUGAACGAUGUGGUCAACAAGAAGCACGGUGAGGCGAACAAGAAGAUGAAUCAGACAGCAAUCGUUUGCAAAUAUUUCAUUCAAGCUGUUGAGCAAAGCAAGUACGGCUGGUUCUGGGAAUGUCCCAACGGUGGUGAAAAGUGCCAGUAUAGGCACUGUUUGCCCGAAGGAUACGUUUUGAAAAAGGAUAAGAAGAAGAUGGAAGAGCAAGAUAAGGAAAAUCAAAUUACUCUCGAGGAGCUUAUUGAGAAAGAGAGAGCUGCGCUGUCUUCAAGAAACCUGACGAAGAUAACCUUGCAAUCCUUUAUAGCCUGGAAGAAACGCAAGCUGUCUGAGAAGAAACAAAAGGAAGCCGAAGAAGAAAAAACAAAGAAAGACAAGAUCAAGGCGGGGAAGGCUCUGGGCAUGAGCGGUCGUGACUUGUUCACUUUUAAUGCAGAUGGUUGUGAAGAUGAUGAGGAAGCCGAAGACAUUGACUACACCAAGGAGGCGACUGAUCCAAACGAGAAGGUGGUUGAGAUCGAUUUGAAUUUUUUCAAAUUCGAAGGCAUGGAUGACAAUUUUUACAAUGACGAGAUACCUGCAGCACAUGGCGUUGAUUCUGGAGCCUAUUGCUUGACUACAGGUGUUGGUUCCAUAGCGAUCAAUGAGGAGUUGUUUGACGUAGAUGAGGAACUAGAAGAAUUAAAUUCUGAUGAAGACGAGCUGGCAGCCUCUACGACAGGCUUUUUACCCUUGGUCAGCAUGGUUUCAAGCAACCUAACCGAACUUCUACGUGGGCCAUUUCGGUUGGUACAACGUACGAAGCGUGGUGCUGCACACUUCACGUAUUUUCCGUCAACGAUCAAGCCAGAGAUCGCUGGUGUUGGUGGUCCGGCCGAGAAGAUGAAUUUGUGCCAAGCCGUAAAUAGUGCACUGCAUGUUGCUAUGAGAACAGAUAACACGGCGAUAGUCUUUGGUGAAGAUGUUGCGUUCGGAGGCGUAUUCAGAUGUUCGGUUGGAUUGAAGGACAAAUUUGGCCAUAAUCGAGUGUUUAAUACUCCUUUGUCCGAACAGGGUAUAGUUGGAUUCGGUAUUGGAGUUGCUGUUGCUGGGGCCACCGCCAUUGCUGAAAUUCAAUUCGGUGACUACAUAUUCCCGGCCUAUGAUCAGAUAGUAAAUGAAGCAGCCAAAUACCGGUAUCGCAGUGGUGGAAUGUUCAACUGUGGUGCACUAACGGUCAGGGCGACGUAUGGAGCAGUUGGACAUGGUGGUUUGUAUCAUUCGCAAAGUCCUGAAGCAAACUUCACACACACUCCGGGCAUCAAGGCGAGAUCUGUUGUAGUGCCACGUGGUCCUAUGCAAGCGAAAGGACUUUUGUUAGCUUGUAUUCGUGAUCCGAAUCCGUGUAUUUUCUUUGAACCUAAGGUUUUAUAUCGAUUAGCUGCUGAAGAUGUGCCAACUGGCGAUUACACUUUGCACUUAAGCGAAGCAGAGAUUGUUUUAGAGGGAUCUGAUGUAACUAUAGUAUCUUGGGGUACACAAGUCCAUGUUGCAAUUGAGGCCGCACAGAUAGCGAAAGAUAAGCUAGGAGUAUCGGUUGAAGUUAUUGAUCUUGCCACCAUUAAUCCUUGGGACGAAGAAACCAUUAUCAAGAGUGUGAAAAAAACAGGUCGUCUGAUAGUGACUCAUGAGGCACCAAUUACGUCAGGCUUUGGAGCCGAAAUUGCUGCGAGCAUACAGCGUCAUUGUUUUUUGUACCUCGAGUCCCCAAUUGAACGAAUAUGUGGAUACGAUACACCUUUCCCCCACGUUUUCGAGCCGUUCUAUCUUCCGACAAAAUGGAAGCUCCUCGAUGCUAUUAAGAGAGCGAUUAAAUUUUAA